Gossypium raimondii (Peruvian cotton) is the source of this 2542-nucleotide messenger RNA. Its product is annotated as fimbrin-5. The transcript has 15 exons. The record is from RefSeq and is a predicted model, not a curated record. Gene Ontology annotation, cellular component: actin filament bundle; actin filament; cytoplasm. Gene Ontology annotation, molecular function: actin filament binding. Gene Ontology annotation, biological process: actin filament bundle assembly; actin filament network formation. The coding region runs from base 345 to 2312 and encodes 655 amino acids. NCBI's taxonomy places the organism in Eukaryota, Viridiplantae, Streptophyta, Magnoliopsida, Malvales, Malvaceae.
ACCCCACAAAAAAAUCUAUUCUCUGUUUUUAUUUAGCCUUUUCUCUCUCUUCUCAUUCUCUCAUUCACAUUUGCAAUCGACAGUAUUGGCGGGUUCUCUGGGGACUAAACGCUUUUCUCUCAUCUUCAUUUCCUUCACUUAAUUCAAUCAUUUUUCAUAACCCAAUAGCAAAAACCAUCCCUUCUAUUCUCUCUUGCCUGAAAACCAUACAUACAACGAGCAAAGCAACAACAACAAAAAAAAAAAAUGGAGUGGACCACCCUUCAAUCUUAGCUGUUCUAUCUCUGAUUUUUUCUGUUUCUCAUAAGGUAGCAUUUUUGGUGGAAACCAGCAAGGCAAAAACAAUGUCUAGUUAUCAAGGUGUCAUCGUUUCUGAUCCUUGGCUUCAAAGCCAGUUCACUCAAGUUGAGCUCCGUACCCUUAAAUCCAAGUUUAUCAACGUGAGGACUCAACAUGGUCGUGUUACUCUCGGUGAUUUGCCGCCAGUUUUCUCCAAGUUGAAGGCUUUUACUGAAAUGUUUAAUGAGGAUGAGAUUAAGACUGUUUUGGGAGAAUCCAAUAGUGGUAUGGGUGAAGAAAUUGAUUUCGAGGGCUUUCUUCGGGCUUAUUUAAAUUUGCAAACUCAUGCAAUUGAAAAAUCGGGUGGAACAAAAUCUUCGUUUCUCAAGGCAACCACAACCACUUUUCAUCAUGCUAUUAAUGAAUCCGAGAAGGCUUCUUAUGUUGCUCAUAUUAAUAACUACCUAGCUGAAGAUAAAUUCUUGAAAGAUUUUCUUCCUAUUGAUCCAGCUACUGAUGCCUUAUUCGAUCUUGCUAAAAACGGAGUUCUUCUUUGCAAGCUUAUCAAUGUAGCUGUUCCUGGGACCAUAGAUGAGAGAGCUAUUAACACCAAAAAGGUUCUCAAUCCCUGGGAGAGGAAUGAGAACCAUACUCUUUGCCUUAAUUCUGCAAAAGCUAUUGGUUGCACUGUGGUUAAUAUUGGCACACAAGACCUUGCUGAAGGAAGACCCCAUCUGAUACUUGGAUUGAUUUCUCAAAUUAUUAAGAUUCAAGUACUAGCAGAUCUCAAUCUGAAGAAAACUCCUCAACUCGUGGAAUUGGUGGAUGAUAGCCAGGAUGUGGAGGAGCUCUUAAGUUUAGCACCUGAAAAGGUUUUGCUGAAAUGGAUGAAUUUUCAUCUGAAGAAAGUGGGAUACGAAAAGCAGGUUACAAACUUCUCUACAGAUUUGAAGGAUGGAGAGGCAUAUGCAUACCUGCUUAAUGCGCUUGCCCCUGAACACAGUACCCCCUCAACUUUGGAUACAAGUGAUCCAACCGAAAGAGCAAACAUGGUUCUUCAGCAGGCUGAGAAAUUGGAAUGCAAAAGAUUUCUCACUCCUAAGGACAUUGUUGAGGGCUCACCAAAUCUCAAUCUUGCAUUUGUUGCACAAAUUUUCCACAACAGGAAUGGUUUAUCUACUGAAAGCAAAAAUAUGUCCUAUGCUGAGAUGAUGACCGAUGAUGUAGAAACUUCUCGUGAAGAAAGAUGCUUUCGACUUUGGAUUAACAGUCUUGGAAUUUCUACAUAUGUCAACAAUCUUUUUGAAGAUGUUAGAAACGGAUGGGUUAUGCUAGAGGUUUUAGACAAACUUUUUCCUGGAACGGUAAACUGGAAGCAAGCUAAUAAGCCUCCUAUAAAGAUGCCAUUUAAAAAGGUUGAGAAUUGCAAUCAAGUUAUAAAUAUUGGGAAGGAUUUAAACUUCUCACUUGUGAAUGUAGCUGGCAAUGAUGUUGUGGCAGGAAACAAGAAACUUAUAGUUGCAUUUUUAUGGCAACUCAUGCGGUUCUCUAUGCUCCAACUCCUUAAAAACUUGAGGUCUUUCUCUCAUGGUAAAGAAAUUACUGAUGCCGACAUUCUGAACUGGGCUAACAAUAAAGUAAAGAAGUCAGGUAGAACCACUCAAAUGGAGAGCUUCAAGGAUAAAAGCCUUUCAAAUGGUGUAUUCUUCCUCGAGCUUCUUACUGCAGUGGAGCCAAGGGUGGUUGACUGGAAUCUCGUUACCAAGGGAGAAACUGAUGAAGACAAGAAGUCGAAUGCAACCUAUAUAAUCAGUGUUGCACGAAAGAUUGGAUGCUCCAUUUUCUUAUUACCGGAGGAUGUCAUAGAGGUAAACCAGAAAAUGAUUCUUACAUUGACUGCCAGCAUCAUGUACUUUUGCCUACAGCAGCAAGGAGAAGGGCCUGAUGACAGUGACCUUGCCAGUGAAGUCUCGAGGUUGUCUGUUGACGGUUCAGUCUCAGAUGCUGCUCCAUCUCCCCAAGCUGAAGAUUAGGGAAUUCUCAUAAUAAUUGAAGAAAAUUAUGGUAACAAUUAAUGACCUUAGAUAAGCUUUCUAGUUUUUCUUCCCCCUUAAAACUGUCUCUAAGCAACUGGAACUAAGAGGCAUUGUUCCAGUUUUAUUGCCUUUUUUUGUAGACCACAGGAGAAAAGAAAAGAUAUGGGUCUGUAAAAAAACAUUAACUACUGUUGGAAAAUAUUAUUUGGAUUGCAUUGAUUUUCAUA